Molecule: messenger RNA, 513 nt
Organism: Drosophila biarmipes
Lineage: Eukaryota; Metazoa; Arthropoda; Insecta; Diptera; Drosophilidae
Product: ubiquitin-like-conjugating enzyme ATG10
Exons: 1
Biological process (GO): macroautophagy; protein lipidation; protein modification by small protein conjugation
Cellular component (GO): intracellular anatomical structure
Molecular function (GO): Atg12 transferase activity
Source: RefSeq, a predicted model, not a curated record
AUGGGAGAUUUAAGCUGGAAAGAUUUUCUGAGUCAGGCUAAGCAGUUCCUUAAAAUUGCACAGAAGUUGGGUGAUGGUUGGAUGCUGGUGGAGAAGGAUUCGGAUGAACCCAACACCUUCCUAAAGUUCAGUCAAAAUAUUAAGGAUAAAUCUGGGGCGUUGUUUAAUGUGGAGUACCAUGUGGUCUACAGUGUUUCCUAUCAAGUUCCAAUGAUGUUUUUCCAGGGCCACAGAUCUGAUGGAAGCCUUGUGGAUUUGGAGGCUACUUGGAAACUCUUCAUGCCGGAAACCAAAGCCAACGAGCUCUACCAGAUACUUACCCUAAUGGACCAUUCUGUGCUCUUUAGACCUUUCAUGGCUCUGCAUCCAUGUCGUACCGCCGAGGUGCUCAAAUAAUUUGGACAGCCCAGUAGUAACCAAGUGCUAACUUUUAUAAGUCUCUACGGUCCCCAUGUCAAGUUAAACCUGCAAAAUGCCUAUGGCCUUGGCCUUAAAAAAAAAAAAUACAAAUGA